This is a messenger RNA of Lobosporangium transversale, 3369 nucleotides long. RefSeq lists its product as hypothetical. Gene Ontology annotation, cellular component: nucleus. Bases 240 to 3158 code for a protein of 972 amino acids. NCBI's taxonomy places the organism in Eukaryota, Fungi, Mortierellomycota, Mortierellomycetes, Mortierellales, Mortierellaceae. The transcript has 4 exons. Gene Ontology annotation, biological process: regulation of transcription by RNA polymerase II. The record is from RefSeq and is a predicted model, not a curated record. Gene Ontology annotation, molecular function: protein binding; transcription coregulator activity; double-stranded DNA binding.
CUCUCUCUCUCUUUCUUUCUUUAAUUCUUCCGUUUUCCUUUCCUCGAGAUUGAUCCUUUAAUCCUCUCACAUACUGUCGACUAAACAACACCUUUAAUACUCCUCUCAGUCCUGGCCUCAUCCUCAUUCUCAUUUCAUUCUCAUCCUCUCACAUUACAGUCCUUUCAGACACUUCUCUCAUUUUUCUUUUGAACGACAGUUUUUCUAUUCAAUCUUCUCCCUCCAUUAUUCUUGUAACCAUGCCUCCCCACUCUGCAGCCACCCUCCUUCAGGCUUUGAGCCAAUCUGAUCUCUCCACCUUUGAUACCUUCCUUCACCAACAUGAGGAAUCCGACCAAAGAAAAGUUCAGCUAACCACGCCUGAAUGGAACAACACUCUUUAUUCAUUAAGCAACUCCUUGGGAAGUCUUAGUAAACCAACUAUAACCCAUCGCUUGAACGUUAAGACUCAUGUCUUUAAAAAGGAGUUGCAGGAAUAUGUUCCAACGCAGAUUGAAGACCGACUUCGUAUUGAGACUAUUGUCUACGUCGAGCUCUCGAUUGUCGAUCACGACAAUGCCUUAGUGAAUGCUUAUGAUUAUGCUCGUCUGCCCAAGGAUCUUUUCUUCACUCAGCCCGAUAAGCUUAUUUCACCCGAAGAGAUGGCGACCAAGCGCAUUAUCGACAUCACUGCCACUCUGCAGUGCCCCUCCAACAACUGGCAGGAGGAAAAGGAGGCCUGUCUGCGAUGUGCUCGUCGUAUGUCUACCAAGUUGGACCAGACUGAGAGUAGAAUCAUGCAUAUGCUUCCGGAGCUACACCGCACUGAAAAUGGUGAUGCUCUUAUUAGCUUUCGCUCUGGUGUCGCGAACAUCCAAUUUAAGAUCAACUGCUAUUGUGGGCACAAGAAGGAAAAGGAAGGCUUUGUCAUCCGCUUUGAUUCACAAUCGGACACCUCAAUCGCUUCUCAUGUCACCUUGCCGCUUAUGUUCUAUCAUCAGAAUAAAAAUAGAGUUGCGUCCCGUGCUCUUGCCGCCGCUGCCAAAGCUCAAGCCAAGACCGAACAGCAGCAGCAACAAUCUGAACAGAGUUCUGCUGCUCGUAACAUUGUCAAGUCUGUAAACUCGAAAACCAAACGCGAAUCUAGAACCAAAUCUGGGAACGGUCCUAUAGGUCAACAACAUCAAAUACCUUCGCCACCUAAUUCUUUACUUGAUUCUCCUGUUGAAUGGUCCUCGAGUCCCGAGUUGGACGAGUUCAUGGAUAGCACCGACACCCCCUUCACGGUGCCUUCGCCUCCUCCUCCAGACCCAUUGAUACCUCUCUUUCCUGAUUCUGUUGUCCAGGAGCAGCAGCAGCAGCAGCAGCCUACCAUCGCUCACAUCAGCCAUAUGACUCCCAACAGCGGACCCGUUCGUGGCGGCACCCUUGUUACUAUUCAUGGUUUCGGAUUUCCCGUCGGUGAGGUCGUCUUUGUUUGCUUUGGCGAGAACAUGGUUCCUAUCGUCGCACAACGCGACCACAUGCUUGAGUGCGUUACUCCUGCCGCAAAUAAGGCUGACACUGUCCCAGUCUUUGCCAUGAAUGCCAUCGAGACGAACGUCGCUCAGGCCACGUUCACAUAUGUUGAUGAUAAUGAGAAGGAACUCAUCAAACUCGCACUCCAGCGUAUGAUGAACAUCUCUGCUCGCAUAGAAGGUCCUCUCGACAAUGUUCUUAACCGUGCCAAUGAAUUCGCACUCUGGAGCGAUCUCUUGCAGGGCAACGAUGACUCAUUGCCUUCCUCUUCUGUGAACAGCGCUUACUCUAACCUCGAGAAGAUGGUUCUCAAGUCCUUUGAAAUCUUGGAUACGCCUGCAGGCAAGGAUAUCGAAGGUCUAUCGAUUGUCAACAGCACCGGCCAUACUAUGCUUCAUCUUGCAGUCGCACUUCAAUACGAAGCUCUUGUCAAGGAUCUUGUGCACCGCAGUAUUGACACAACAGUUCAGGACAAGAACGGUUUUACUGCUCUUGACUGGGCCCAUCGCUUGAACAACCUGGCCAUAGUAGAGUUGCUCACUACCUCGACUGAUGCCUCUACCACUGUUGCUGGCGAUAAGCUUACCUACACCACCAAGCACAAUGAGGCGGCCCUGCGCGCUCAGUCAUCGGUUAGUCCUGGCUCCUCGCCCUCCGCCACCGAUCAACCAGAUAUGGAUCACAGCGUUAGCGGCAUAACAGAUCAUGAUAUCCAAAUAGACAGGAUCACAAACAAAGACCUUACUCUGGAUCUAUCUGGCCAUCUGGAUCCACACUUGGAUGGAGAAUGGAAUAGCUUUGGUCAAGGUCCAGGAAAGGACGUACCUCUAGCCCGGGAGGGGAUGAUUAUGGACCAAGACGGACGACUCGCUAUCCAUCAAUGCCAACAGCCACAACAAGAUCUACCACAGUAUUGUGCAGCCCUUUCAGCAAUUCCCGCCAGGACUGAAGAUAGCUUGAUAGCUUGCGCCCCAGUUCAAGACAUCCAUUCUCCCACCCCACUGUCUCGCACUCUUCUAGUCGGCGAAAGAGUGGGUCAGGUUGGCCAUAUAGCGGAUAAAAUUAACGAAAACAUCCCUAUAGAGGGCCUCACAGCAUCCUACCCUAUAGUUAGCUUCGAUCAUAUUGCCCCUAUUGGUCAAGACAAGGAUGUAACUGAAGGGAGCACAGAAAACGUGCAAGGAAGCGGUGUAAUACAGCGUAUCCUUAGCACGGCCCGAGUGGAUGACUUCGUUUCCGGCGCUCCAGUAGCAACAACAACAUCCCCACCGACAACAGGUGUUGCUGUUGCUGUUGUUCGUCACCAGGAACAGGACAUUGAUCCCGACCGGUUCCAGUCCGUUGAGCCACAAUUUGAUCAAGCGAUGUCGGAAAGCGCGGUUCAACAAGGAGCUCAAGAAGGAGUUGUUGAUGUUCAUGGUGCUGACAACAACGAGGGCGGGUCGCGCAAUGCCGCCGUCACGCAGGCUCCAGUUCAGAGCCGAAACGAUGUUGAACCUGAACUAUUUUUGGGUGGUCUUCCAGUGACCUUGUCACCACGCUCGGUCCGUACUUCUGCAUUCACAGUAGCAGUGUUGAACAGAGACGAGAACAAUAGCAACAAUAACAUACAGCAAGAUACAUCUAAAUCAUCCGGAUCUAGAUCUCAAGACAGGGCAUAAGUAUUCGACAAUGCAAUAAGCAAUCGCUGUUGCUUUAGGUAGCGCUAACUUAUUGACUAAGCAUUAUACCCUAAUCCUGAAAAAGAAAAGAUCCUUGGGAGUUGUUAACGGCUGGAUCCGUUGCCUAUUUGUAUUAUAGCCCUCAUCAGCAUUUUUGCAUUUUUAACUUGUCUUUUUUUUUGCCAAUUAAAGCUUUUUUUAUUACAUUCUG